Molecule: messenger RNA, 2091 nt
Organism: Poecilia reticulata (guppy)
Lineage: Eukaryota; Metazoa; Chordata; Actinopteri; Cyprinodontiformes; Poeciliidae
Source: RefSeq, a predicted model, not a curated record
UGUGAUUUGAGGAGAAAGUUUUAUCUAAACGAGAUGCACAAGUCAGGCGAUGUGGUAAUAGGAGGACUGUUUGAGAUCCAUUACACUUCCGUCUUCCCCAAACUGACUUUUACAUCAGAGCCACAGCAGCCCGUCUGCAAAGGCUUCGACACGUUAGGGUUCAGGUACGCCAUGACCAUGGCUUUUGCUGUCGAAGAGAUCAACAACAAGUCCAGCCUUCUUCCCAACCUGACCCUGGGAUACAGCCUUUAUGAUAACUGCGGUGCGCUCGUCAUUGGAUUCAGCGGCGCCUUAUCCCUGGCCAGCGGCCGAGACGAGCAGUUUCUGCUCCGCCAGAACUGCUCUGGAAGCCCCCCCGUUCUGGGCAUUGUUGGCGAUCACUAUUCAACUUUUUCGAUUGCCAUUGCCAAUGUGCUAGGUUUAUACAACAUGCCUAUUGUGAGUUAUUUUGCCACAUGUUCCUGUCUCAGUGAUCGGCAGCGCUUUCCCACAUUCUUUAGAACAAUCCCAAGUGAUGCUUUCCAGGUGCGUGCCAUGAUUCAUAUUCUAAAGCACUUUGGUUGGACAUGGUUUGGCCUGCUGGUCAGUGACGAUGACUAUGGACGUCAUGUGGCCCAGUCUUUCCAGGUCGACCUGGCUGAGUCUGGCGAAAGCUGCCUGGCCUACCUGGAGGUUUUGCCUUGGGACAAUAACCCAGGUGAACUAAGGAGGAUUGUAAACGCGAUAAAGACAUCAACAGCUCGUGUUGUCAUCGUGUUUGCACAUGAAAUUCACAUGAUUCAACUAAUGGAGGAGGUGGCACAGCAGAACGUAACUGGCCGGCAGUGGAUUGCUAGUGAAACCUGGACAUCAGCAGCUGUUCUCCAGACACAGGAACUCACGCCGUACCUCAGCGGCACGCUGGGCAUCGCCAUCCGACGAGGAGAAAUACCCGGGUUCCUGGACUUCCUGUUGAAAAUACGCCCCGGCCCGAAUGACACCAGCGAAAAUAGCUUGGUGAAGCAGUUCUGGGAGCACACGUUUCAGUGCAAAUUCAACCCAGCGGACAGGGAAGACGGGGAAUCCGUCUGCACCGGCCACGAAAACAUGGAACUGGCGGAGACCGAGUUUUUGGACGUUUCCAACCUCAGGCCUGAGUACAAUGUCUACAAGGCAGUCUACGCUCUGGCUCACUCCCUUGACGACAUGCUGAUGUGUGAGCCGGGCGAAGGACCUUUUACUGGGCGCAGCUGUGCCAGUUUGCAGGCUGUGGAGCCAUGGCAGCUCUUACACUAUUUGCGAAAGGUCAACUUCCCAACUGAAUUCGGUGAUGAAGUCUCAUUCGAUGAGAACGGCGAUGCUCUGCCCAUAUACGACGUGAUGAACUGGCUGCGACUGCCUGACGGAAAGAUUAAGAUUCAAAAUGUUGGCGAAGUGAAAAAGUCUGACGCUGGAGGUGAAGAACUCACACUUAAUGAGGACAAAAUCUUCUGGAACACCGAUUCAAAGAAGGUUGCGUUUGGGAUCAGCUUUGUGCUCUGUGUGUCCUGCAUCCUGGUUAAAACCAUGGUGGUUCUGGCUGUGUUCAAAGCCUCCAAGGCAGAAGGGGGAGCUUAUCUUAAGUGGUUCGGAACUAUGCAGCAAAGAGGAACAGUUCUGUUUCUCACCUGUAUUCAGGCAGCUAUAUGCAUCGCUUGGCUUGUCUCCUCUUCACCCACCCCCUAUAAAAACACCAAAUACCACAAUGACAAAAUAGUUUAUGAGUGUGCAGUCGGCUCCACUAUUGGCUUUGCUGUGUUGCUGGGAUACAUCGGCAUAUUGGCUCUUCUCAGCUUUGUGUUGGCGUUUUUGGCGAGGAAUCUUCCCAACAACUUCAACGAGGCCAAACUCAUCACCUUCAGCAUGCUGAUCUUCUGCKCUGUGUGGGUGGCCUUUGUUCCUGCCUACAUCAACUCCCCGGGAAAAUACGCAGAUGCAGUGGAGGUGUUUGCUAUCCUGGCCUCAAGUUUUGGCCUCUUGGUGGCGCUGUUUGGACCUAAAUGUUACCUAAUUCUGCUCAAACCAGACAGGAAUACAAAGAAGGCUAUCAUAGGUCGAUACAGGAAGUCAUAA